This is a messenger RNA of Drosophila virilis, 1951 nucleotides long. RefSeq names its product beta-1,4-glucuronyltransferase 1. NCBI's taxonomy places the organism in Eukaryota, Metazoa, Arthropoda, Insecta, Diptera, Drosophilidae. The record is from RefSeq and is a predicted model, not a curated record.
UCAUCACUUGUCGCUGGCGGUUGCAGGCGCGCGCGUUCUUUAAUUCUUCGAAAGUUCUUAACUAAUUCUCAAAAAAAAAAAUGACCAGAGUGUUAUCUGAAGAUUAGCGUAACGCAUCCCUUCAGUUUAUGGUGCCAUAAAUUCUUAUCAAAAGCUACAAAUUUAUCAAAUUCCCAGUUUGGCCGCGUUUCAGUUUAGCACGUACUUGGGCUAAAGUUCUGCCUUGAGCUGGGUAAUGAGAGACCUUCGUCUGGGCCGGGUUUAUCAUUGAAGUUGUGACAAUUGUAGAGUGCUCGCGAGUUCUAUAUAAAUGUACCUCAUAAUGCAAUUACAGUAUAUGUAAUUGUUUCAAUUUUGCACUCAGACCAAGUGGUUCCACAUCCAUGGUUGUGCAGGUCAAUAAACGCAGUGUGCUUCUGGUGCUGCUCGUUCUCUUGGUUUUGCUGCUCGUCUCGCGCAAUUUGCGACAAGCCCAACAGCUGGCAGCUGCCCACGAGAGGCGACAGGGCCAGCAAACGCAGGCGGACUCCCUGACGCUUCUGGACAUAAGCGCAGCGGAACCGCCGAGCACCGAGGAGCCCCGACGGCUGUCGGCACGCACCCAGGAGCUGCAGGCGCUGCUCAAAUGUCGCAAUCGUCGUCUGAGACUGCAAAAGCUGCAGCACGGCAGCUACUGGGUCAUCCAGAAUCUGGUCAUGGGACGCGAGAGUCAACGCAUGGCCUGCGCCGAGUCCAUCACCUACACCACAAACGGGGACUAUACCUUCUUUGACAAUCUUGAGACGGUCACCGAGCGCUGGCUGGGACCAAUCAGUUUUGCGAUACACACGCCCGGCUACGAUCUGAACGCCACGCUGGAUGCCAUACAGUAUGUGAGAAACUGUUUGCCGGGCAGCCAGUUGAUCAGCGAUUUUGUCAGCUUUCACAUAUACUUCUCCAACGAGCAUAUGCCGGAGUAUGUGCCCCGAGACGAGAACGACGCGCUGAACUGGCCCUUUCGCUGCGUGGAUGAGGGCGGCAGCCCGUUGCCGCCGCCCUAUGCCGCACAGAAUCGUACGGCCAUGUACAAGGUGCAGGCGAACCUGACCUAUCCGAUAAAUGUGGGCCGGAAUAUUGCACGGGGCGCGGUCAAUACCCACUUCAUAUUCGCCUGCGACAUUGAGCUCUAUCCGAGCCUGGGCCUGGUGGAUCAGUUCCUGGACAUGGUGCAGCGCAACCAUAGUGUGCUGGCCCUGAGCCCGGGCCAGCAGCCGCGAGUCUAUCCAUUACCCGUCUUUGAGCUACAGGAUGGGGAGCGUGUGCCCAAUGACAAGGCCGAGCUGCUGCCCCUUCUGCAGAAGGGUCGGGCGCAGCUCUUCCAUGCGAAGGUCUGCACCAGCUGCCACAAGGUGCCCGGCUACAAGGAUUGGAUAAAUCGCACGGCCAGCGUCGCGGACGAUCUGAAUCUGUUUAGCAUGACCGUGCGACAGGGCAACUACAAAUACUGGGAGCCCUUCUAUAUCAGCGACAAUACGGAGCCCAUUUUCGAUGAGCGCGUCACCUGGGAGGGACAGUCCAAUAAGCGCAUACAGGGCUAUGCUAUGUGCCUGCUGGGCUACGAGUAUCAUGUCCUGCAUCCUGCCUUUCUGGUGCACAGUCCCGGCAUUAAGAAGCCCGCUCGCAAUUCGGUGCGCGCCAAGUAUGCCAAGGAAAUGACCAGGUUUAUCAAGACCAAAAUUGAGCCCGAAUAUCGAGUACUCUACGGCAAGAACAAGAAUUGCAUGACGUGACACGUGGAGACGCGACAGGCAAAUGCUUGUGAUGCAAGUGAUAUAAACUUAACAUUAGUUGUAAAUAUUUAAAAUAGUUAUUUUUGUUGCGUUCAUAUUUAAAAUAUGUUUUCAUUAGGGAAAGGGACACGAUUCUGUUUAUCUACUGUUACGAAAGCGCUAAAUAAUUAAAUAAAUAAGUA